UUAUUUUCUUAAACCACUGGUCGGCCAUGUACGGCAUCCUGCUAGAAAGUAUUGUGACCUUUAUCAAAAAGGCAUACAGCGAAGAGAAAUGGGAGCUGAUCCGCAAAAGUGCCCGGGUAGAUCAGGAAAACUUUAGCGCGCACCAAGUGUACGCGGAAACGGUCAUUCCACGUAUUGUCGAUGCGUGCCACAACCACCUUGGGAUACCAAAAGAAGACAUCCUGAUUUCCUUUGGGAAGACGUACGUGGACUUUAUCUCGCACUAUGGCUACGAUAAGAUUCUGAAAGUUGUGGGACGGAACUUCCGGGAUUUCCUCAACGGACUGGACAACAUCCACGAAUACCUGCGCUUCUCCUAUCCCAAACUGAAACCACCCAGCUUUUUCUGCGAACAGGAAAGUCGCACGGGUUUGGUACUGCAUUAUCGCAGUCGGCGGCGGUAUGAUGGCUAUACCCAUUAUGUCAUGGGAAUUGUCAAGUCCGUGGGGAGGACUUUCUACAAACAAGAUAUUUCAGUCAGCGUUUUAAAACAGGAAACUACCGGCAACAUGGUGCAUGUCACCUAUCAGCUCAGCUUUGAUAAUUCGGCUUAUCAAGAAGAGGAAAAGCGAGAAAACACCCAGAAUCUUCCACUGCGUAUGGAUGUGUUUUAUGACCUUUUCCCCUUUCACAUCCUGUUCGACCGUGACAUGAUUAUCCGCAGCAUCGGUAAAAGCCUGCGGGCCACCAUUGAUGAGAUCACCGGGUACGAUGUUACUCAAGUGUUCUCAUUAAAGAAGCCCCUGGUUGAUUUUUCCUGGGAUGCGAUCAUUGGGCGUACCAACACAAUGUUCGAAUUGGCAACGAUUGAUCCCAUCCGGGGACGGGAAGAGACCGGGGAUGAGGACGAAGCAUACACGUGGACAGAUACCAACGGAAAAAAGCGCACAUCCGUGGUAUCCAUCUCACAAGACGAUGAUUCCGGUACAUUUCUCCGUCUGAAAGGUCAAAUGUUGUUUGUCAGAGAAUGGGAGUCCAUGCUGUUUCUGGGCACGGCUGUAUUGCAGGAUUUGGAUGCACUGUGUCAGACGGGAUUGUACCUGAACGAUUUGAGUAUGCACGAUAAUAGCCGGGAUUUAGUGCUGGCUGGAGCACAGCAAGGCAUCGAAAUGAAAUUGAUUUUAAAACAGGAGCAAUCACGUACAAAGCAGCUGGACGAUACGCUCCGUCAAUUGGAAUCGGAAAGGCACCGCAGCAAGGAGCUGCUGUAUAAAAUGCUGCCCAAAGCACUUGCCAAUGUACUGAUUUCCCGUGCGGAACAGAACGGUCUGGAGCUCGUACCGAACGAUACGAUGGACUUGGCCCAACAAGCCACUCUCUUUGUCUGUUCUAUCCAGACACUCGAUGGCCAGCCCGGUCCCCUGGAGACGGCGCAGUCCGACAAUCUCCAACAACUAAUACAGCUGCAACGCCAGAUGGAGAUGUUUUCCGAACGAUUUGGUUAUUACAAGAUUGAAACUACACGACAUCAUUUCAUGGCAGCCAGUGGCAUUCCAACUGGUACCGAAGUCACCGAAGAGAACGCCUGCUUUUUGGCCAAAAAGGUCUUCCGCUUUGCCAGUGGAUUGUCGCGGCUGAGAGUCUGCAUGGCGAUUUGCACGGGUCCAACGGUCUUCGCAGUGAUUGGUUCCCGGUUUCCGCGGAUGUGCCUUUUUGGACAAACUGUGGCUACUGCCAAUGCCAUGGUCGAACUCAUGAAACCUACAGAAAACCAGCCACAAAUUCUGGUAUCGGAAACGACUAAAUUGCGCCUGCCCAAAGAUACCGGACAAAAAUUUGUACAUGGUCCACCGAUUGCUGGAAAGGUUGCUGGAAAAGAGAAAGACAUCAAGACCUACGUUUUACAGCAGCAGCAGUAAUCUAAACGUCACAGUAAAUAGUUUCUCGAAUCACUAAUCUUGCCAUCUAAUACCGACCUUCACAUCCGAAUCGCACUAUAAACUGCAUGUCAUUGAGUAUUAUGCAUUAUUCCUAAGAAGUCAUUCAUUACGUGUUCCGUACCUUUAAUUUAAGUGUCGUAUUCAGAGAAAGAUGGCUUUGCUUGCUCGUUCAUUUUCAGAUAUGUUUAUUUUAUUUUUAGUACAAAGACUGUUUUAUUUUUGCCUGGCGAAACAGACAUUUGCAUGAUUUAACGGGGCUUAUU
This is a messenger RNA of Paramacrobiotus metropolitanus, 2182 nucleotides long. RefSeq names its product soluble guanylate cyclase 88E-like. Gene Ontology annotation, biological process: response to oxygen levels; nitric oxide-cGMP-mediated signaling; cGMP biosynthetic process. Bases 27 to 1898 code for a protein of 623 amino acids. Gene Ontology annotation, molecular function: guanylate cyclase activity; heme binding; oxygen sensor activity. The record is from RefSeq and is a predicted model, not a curated record. Lineage: Eukaryota; Metazoa; Tardigrada; Eutardigrada; Parachela; Macrobiotidae. Gene Ontology annotation, cellular component: guanylate cyclase complex, soluble. The transcript is spliced from 10 exons.